This is a messenger RNA of Prorocentrum cordatum, 1296 nucleotides long. NCBI's taxonomy places the organism in Eukaryota, Dinophyceae, Prorocentrales, Prorocentraceae. The record is from the annotation of a GenBank genome assembly.
CGAGACGCUGGCUCGAGCCGCCGAAUUACGCUGUUGGCACGAGCCGCCUUGGCCUCGCGGGCGCCCCUCGCUCCAUUCGACUCCAAUUCGGCUCAAGAUCCGUCAAUGUCAUCGAUGUUUCAAAAUGUGACCUACAAUCCAGAGAAGUGCGUCUAUGUUGGUCGAGCCACUCGCGAUGGUGAGCGCAUGUGCUGGUCGGGGGCGAAUGAAAUUGCGGUGGCGGAGAAGGUCCGUAAAUUUACAAAGACUCGGUCUCUGAAAGACAUGCUGGCGCCGGGCCACAGUGUUAGGGAGUUGCCCAAAUGUCUUCGAGAGGAGCCUCAAGAUGUCACAAAGAACCCUAGACGGACUCCGCCCAAUGCCCGGGCGCAAUUGGUCAUCCGGUUGAUGUGCUUGCUGUACGCUCGUGGAGCAUGCGCUAAGAUUCCAUUGUUACGGGCUGCCGACAUCGCUGGGCUGCGGCUUUCAAAGCAAGAGCUAGAUGACAACGAGUAUACUGGCUUGCAUGCAAUGAGGCAUCUAAUCGUUUUGCAUCAAUUAUGGACACCUCGGCGCAUGGCAUCAGCGAUGUCACACUUGAAAGCGCGCGGAAGCAUGAAAGAUGCACUGCAACGUAUAAGCGCGCAGAGCAGCAAAUCUCAGCAAACAGAAAUCGACAGAGAUGAAAUAGCCAUGUUGGUUCCUGGGUUAUGUCGACGCAUCACCAAACCGAGCAACAUAGUCAAAUGGUUUGAUACAUACGAGAGCUGGGAAAAGCUUACCAGCGCAGCAGCUAUGUGCUGCGAGUAUUUUCACAACGGCCGUGGGACUAUCACGACGCAGGCGUGUGAUCUCAUGGCAUCGCAGCUUCGACCAGUUGACAUGGUUGGUGACUACACUGCUCCUCAUUGUGUUCGGAGUUUAGCUGCAAUCUUCCAUCGCAAGAUAGCAUUAGGUUCUGUAUGGGGCAGCAUGUUGAUGAGCGAUCGCAGUGUGGCUGCCAUGCUUAAAGUGCUAGGUAAUCCUUCCCCAGUGGAGCUGCUCGAGUGGUUGGGGCGGUCUGGUAUUCGAAAUACGCCUACUAUUCCCGACGAUGCUGGGGCGCUUGCUCUAUUGCUCUGCGAGACACAUCAAGUCUAUGCGAAAUUGACGAAGAGAAGGUUUACCCUCUGUGCUUUCGUGAAGAAACUUGGAAGACUUUCGCCAAAGCAGGUGCAAGAUGAGCGGCGCAUGCUCGCCAAAGUGAAAAAGUAUUCGCUCAAGAACAAGGUUUAUGAAUCCGCCGCUGUUGUGCUGACGCAUAUGGGCAUGCUGUAG